Molecule: messenger RNA, 1521 nt
Organism: Penicillium coprophilum
Lineage: Eukaryota; Fungi; Ascomycota; Eurotiomycetes; Eurotiales; Aspergillaceae
Product: MFS transporter
Exons: 2
Coding region: 1-1521 (506 amino acids)
Biological process (GO): transmembrane transport
Molecular function (GO): transmembrane transporter activity
Source: RefSeq, a predicted model, not a curated record
AUGAGCGAAAAACAUUCAACGGCAUCCGAGCCGUCCAUCACCGUUCCAGAGGACAAGAGUGACCUUGAAGCAGGCCCCAAAACGAUCGUCACCCCCGAGCCUCUCAUCGACGCCGAAGACGACAAAGAUCCAAAUCUCGUCACCUGGAACGGACCCGAUGACCCAGAAAACCCCAAGAAUUGGCCGACAGGACUGAAGUGGAAGAAUACCUGGACGAUUUCUCUUUUUGUCUUCAUCUCGCCCGUAUCGUCAUCCAUGAUUGCUCCCGCGCUGGCUGAUCUCGCCAAGUCGCUGGGGAUGCACAAAGAAAUUGAGACAUACCUGUCAUUGAGUAUCUUCAUUCUCGCCUACGCCAUCGGCCCCAUUUUCUUCGGUCCGGCGUCUGAGCUGUACGGUCGAGUACGUUUACUUCAGGUCAGCAACGUGUGGUAUCUGGCCUGGAAUCUGGGAUGUGGUUUCGCGAAGACCAAAGCUCAGCUUUUUGCUUUUCGAUUCCUUGCAGGCAUUGGUGGUAGUGCGCCACUAGCUAUUGGAGGAGGAGCUAUCAGCGAUAUGUGGUCUGCAGAAGAACGUGGUAAAGCCAUGGGUGUCUAUACUCUUGGACCACUCAUGGGACCCGUCAUUGGACCCAUUGCUGGCGGGUUUAUUGCCGAGUAUUCAACCUGGCGCUGGGUAUUCUGGUCCACCUCCGCUGCGGCUGUCGCAGUGCAGAUAGUUGGGUUCUUCUGGUUGAAAGAAUGCCACCCGGGCACGCUUCUACGAAAGCGACGCGACGCCCUUGCCAAAGAAACAGGCAAUGAGAACCUUCACACCGCGGAGAAAAAUGAGACCCUGGCUUACAAGCUUCUUCAUGCAUUUGAGCGGCCGGUACGGAUGUUCGCAACACAGCCUAUUGUCUUCUGUAUGGCUAUCUAUAUGGCCUACCUCUUCGGCGUCACGUAUCUCAUGUUUGCGACCUUCCCAGCAAUCUGGACCGUGGUCUACCACGAGAGCCCCGGAAUUGGCGGUCUCAACUAUCUCUCAAUCGCGAUUGGAUCCUUUAUCGGGCUCUUCUUUAAUCUCAAGCUCGUGGACCGUAUCUACAGAAUUCUUAAAGCCCGGAACAAUGAUGUCGGCAAGCCCGAGUUCCGAAUGCCGUCCUUGGUUGUGGGAUCGGUGAUCAGCACCAUCGGGCUCUUCUGGUACGGCUGGAGCAUUGGGAACACCCACUGGAUCAUGCCUAACAUCGGUGCGCUGAUCUACACCAUGGGCACGAUCUCCUGCCUGCAGGGCAUGCAAACGUACAUUGUCGACAGCUACCAAACCUACGCGGCCAGCGCCAUGGCUGCCUGUGCUGUGCUUCGGAGUUUAUGCGGCUUCGGAUUCCCGCUCUUUGCCCCCUACAUGUACAACACCCUGGGUUAUGGGUGGGGCACCAGUGUGCUGGCCUUUCUGACCAUGAUUUUCGGAUGGGGGUCGCCAUUUAUUUUCUGGCAAUACGGUCCCCGGCUGCGUGCCAUGUCUGCAUAUGCCUCUGGCUAA